Molecule: messenger RNA, 1599 nt
Organism: Necator americanus (New World hookworm)
Lineage: Eukaryota; Metazoa; Nematoda; Chromadorea; Rhabditida; Ancylostomatidae
Exons: 13
Coding region: 1-1599 (532 amino acids)
Biological process (GO): protein phosphorylation
Molecular function (GO): protein tyrosine kinase activity; ATP binding
Source: RefSeq, a predicted model, not a curated record
AUGGAAGAACUACUGGCGCCCGCUCGACCAGUUCGAAGAUCAACGGGAGUCAAGCCGACAACGUGCGAAAUGAGAGCUGGAGAAGGAAGCGAUGUAUCAAGGAGAAAGGAUACAGUAUUUGGUGCUAAUCAGAACUUCUGGGCUGAAGGUAUUACUACCGAUGGAGCAAAAUCAAUAAUGCAUCGGUUAGCUUCUGAGCAAGAAAAAUCUGAAAUGAGAGAAGAAACUACUGACAAUAUGGACAAAAAACAAGAGUCGCCCUAUUUUGAUAAGGAUGAUGAAAAAGUAUUAAAAGAAUUCGAUUUUUACCAUGGUUUCCUUCCACGUGAAGAUUUGUUUCUACUAGUGAGGCAUGUGGGCGAUUACCUGUUGCGCGUUAGUGAGGUCGACAAUGAUCCCACAAAAAUUCGGAGAGAGAUUAUCUUAUCGGUGUCAAUUGAGAGAGGCGGUAAAUCCCAGAUGUCUCAGUCACCAGGCACAGAAGGACGCAGAAAAGGGAAGCUGAAAAAUGUCAUUGUAAGAAGAAGAAAGAACAAAUAUCUCGUGGAGACGAAUCGCCUGUUCGAUACUCUUCCUGCGCUCAUGGAAUAUUAUAAGCACAACUCUGGAAGGCUCAAUAAGUUUACUUUUGCCUUAAAAAAUCCAAUCAAACAACAGCCAUGGGAAUUCCUGCAUAGUGAUGUAAAGCAAGGUGUACUCCUUGGACAUGGUGCUUUCGGUGAAGUUCGUGCUGGAACACUUCAGUUGAAAACUGGGGAGAACGUUGAAGUAGCGAUUAAAGUGACAAAAGGAUCCUCGGAUUUGUGCAAGGCUAAAAUCAAGGAGAUGAUGAAGGAAGCUCGUUUGAUGCGAAAUUUCAAGCACAAUAAUAUCGUUCGUAUCUAUGGUGUUGCUGUUGACGAACAACCACUUUUCAUCCUGCUAGAACUUGUGACAGGUGGCGCACUAAAUUCGUUCCUAAAAUCGAACGCAGGCAAGGUUGAAGUGAAGGAUAAGAUAAGUAUGUGCCUUGGAGCAGCACAAGGAGUAGAAUAUUUGCACGCAAACCGGUGUAUGCACAGGGAUUUGGCUGCUAGGAAUUGCCUUAUUACGAAGGAUAAAGUUGUGAAAAUCAGUGACUUUGGUUUAUCUCGUAUGGGUGUUCAAUACACUAUCCGCACAUCCAUGAAACUUCCAAUUAAAUGGCUUGCACCGGAAACAAUAGCCUAUUUUACAUUUUCCCUGAAAACGGACGUGUUCAGUUUCGGCAUAGUGGUGUUUGAAAUCUUUUCCGACGGAGCAGAACCGUGGGAGGGUAAAACUAAUGCAGAAGUUAAAGUGGCUGUGACUAAUGGGCAAUUUGUAUCGAUGCCACCGUGUUGUCCUGAACCUCUUCGGAUUUUUAUAGUUGAACGUGUUUUUACGAAGGAUCCUGCGCAACGAGUUCACAUCUCCGAGGUUGUUAGAGUUUUCGAGCGUUUGCACCUUGCACUUAAUGGUGAUGUUAGGAACGUUUCGAACGUGGAAAGCGUAGAUAGAAAACGAAGCAAAGCUAAAAGGAAACGUCAUUCCGGCAUUGUAAGCAUGUUUACAUCGAUUUCGCUCACUCCAAGAGUAUGA